Messenger RNA from Penicillium cataractarum, 1269 nucleotides. Its product is annotated as TADA1 family protein. The transcript has 4 exons. Gene Ontology annotation, molecular function: transcription coactivator activity. Gene Ontology annotation, cellular component: SAGA complex. Gene Ontology annotation, biological process: regulation of transcription by RNA polymerase II. The record is from RefSeq and is a predicted model, not a curated record. NCBI's taxonomy places the organism in Eukaryota, Fungi, Ascomycota, Eurotiomycetes, Eurotiales, Aspergillaceae. Bases 1 to 1269 code for a protein of 422 amino acids.
AUGCAGAUCGAUCCGGCGGCCCUGAGUCGCACAGACUCAUCUAAUCCGGCCAAAAGCGCGGCAUCCAACCCAUCGACGACGGUCAAGUCGUCCCGGACUCUACCUUCAGUGCCGCGCCUGGACCUGGAACAGACCUAUACCGAGCUGAAGGCCGCCAUCGGAGACAAAUGGGCCGAGUACAAAGAGUCUACGGCCUUCUUUCUACUAGGGCACUACAACCAAAAUGAAUACGCGUCGCGAGUCGAUCACUUUCUAUGCGCCGACACAAAACUUGAACAUCUACAUAAUAACUUCAUUUGCGCGAUCAUCGCAAACCUCACGCGCGACCUCCCCGACCAUGGCGUCGCAACUUGGGUCUCGGCUAAUGAUAAGCCGUCUAUGGUCUCCAAGCCCAUCUCCGGAGACGCUGCCGAACAAAGAUUGAAGACGGAGGUUAUGCAAUUACCUCCAAGGGAUCGUCGGAGGAUCAAGGCUAUCGCAGAGCGAGAUCCUACCGAUGCGGUUCCAAAUGAAUUGGAAAUAUAUCACCAGGCGAAGCAAAUCAAACUUCCAAGUCAAGUCCCCGCAAGCGCGGGCGGGCUGAACAAGACAAAUUGGGAGCUGGAAAUUCGAAAACGAUAUGCGCAGCCUCUCGCUGCAGACUCUGGCGAGUUCCCCGAUGCCGAAUCUAUCUACGCCCGCAUGGUCCCCAUGUGUUACGAAGAAUCACUCCCUGGCGGUGCUGGCUUGCCGUGCGCGGAGUUCAUGGCCGUUGCUACUGAAACCUUCGUCAAGGAUGUUCUCUCCGCGGUAUUCUCGCGCACUCGCUCCAAUGGUCCCUCGGGUACCAUCAACGGCAUGAUGAUGCGCAAGUACCGCCAACAACUGGAGCGUGAGGAACUUGCAUUCACACGAGGCGAAAUCGUGAAAGAUACCGCCACCGGGCUGCUCCCCAUCGAGGCUAAAGAGGCUGCAACUCGUCGGUCACUCGGUGUCGGGGAUCUUCGGCUCGCUUUGGAGCUGGGCCGUGGUGUCCUGGGCCAUAUGCCGCUAAUCAUUGAUCAGAUUAUGGGCGGAUACUUUGAAGAUGAGCUUGAGACGGAGAAGCAGGACCGGUUGGAGAACGGGGUGAGCGGAGCCCAAGAGACCAAGGCCGAGGCUAAUGAUGAUGACGCGAUGGAUGUGGAUGACGACGAUGAUUUUGCCCUUUCGGAUUGGGAAGGAGGCACGGCUCUUGAUCGUGAGCAACUGAGCAGCUUGCUGGACGAUUGUUUAUCGAUGGCUGCUUGA